Archocentrus centrarchus (flier cichlid) is the source of this 3931-nucleotide messenger RNA. RefSeq names its product integrin, alpha 6a (gene itga6a). Gene Ontology annotation, cellular component: integrin complex; external side of plasma membrane. NCBI's taxonomy places the organism in Eukaryota, Metazoa, Chordata, Actinopteri, Cichliformes, Cichlidae. The transcript is spliced from 25 exons. The record is from RefSeq and is a predicted model, not a curated record. Gene Ontology annotation, biological process: cell-cell adhesion; leukocyte migration; cell adhesion mediated by integrin. Gene Ontology annotation, molecular function: integrin binding. The coding region runs from base 63 to 3329 and encodes 1088 amino acids.
GGAGCCACGGAGUCCGCGGCUCUUAACUUUGGAACCGUUGGGCGCAUCUGGACGACGCUGCAAUGCUGCUGCAGGGAGGACGAUCUGCUGCACAGGCUGCACUUAUAUUCUCUGUUUAUAUUCUGGAGUCCACUCUUGUGCUCGCCUUCAACCUUGACACCAAGCAAGUCCUCAGGAAAGACGGAGAGCCGGGGAGCCUGUUCGGCUUUUCUCUUGCCAUGCACCGACAGCUCAACCCGGACAAAGUCAUGGUACUGGUUGGUGCACCCAGAGCCCGAGCUUUGUCGAACCAAGCAGCCAAAAUCACAGGAGGCCUGUAUAAAUGUGAAGUCACCCAGUCUAAUGAUUGUGAGCGCAUCGAGUUUGAUAACGAAGUGAAUCCACGUUCUGAGAAUAAAGAGAAUCAGUGGAUGGGCGUAACGGUGCAGAGCCAGGGACCUGGGGGAAAGAUCGUGACGUGUGCCCAUCGCUAUCAGAAGCGUUGGAAUGUAAAUACCCCCCAGGAGUCUCAUUACAUCCCUGGACGCUGUUAUAUCCUGAGUCAGGACCUAACCAUCAACCCUGGUUCUGAAGAUGGAGGUAACUGGAAAUUCUGUGAUGGCAGAAAUGAAGACCAUGAAGGUUUUGGAACAUGCCAGCAGGGGGUGGCUGCUACUUUCACCAAGGACUAUCAUUACAUGGUGUUUGGAGCACCAGGAGCUUACAACUGGAAAGGGGUUGUGCGAGUAGAGCAGGAUAACAGCACUUUACUGGACAUGGGAAUAUUUGAUGAUGGUCCAUUUGAAGUUGGGGACGAGCGUACCAGGAACCCUGAUCUUGUGCCUGUACCUGCAAACAGCUACCUUGGGUUCUCUCUUGAUUCGGGGCACUACAUCACUAGUGUUAACCUGACAGUGGUGGCCGGAGCACCCAGAACCAAUCACAGUGGAGCUGUAGUCCUGUUCAAGAAAGACACCGUAGCACACAAUAGACUCUCAAUGGAGCACAUUCUGCAGGGUCCAGGACUGGGAUCCUGCUUUGGAUAUGACGUGGCUGUAGUGGACCUGAAUAGCGAUGGGUGGCAAGACAUAGUAGUAGGAGCCCCUCAGUUCUACAUGAAGGGUGGAGACAUUGGAGGAGCUGUUUAUGUUUACAUCAACAAGGCAGGAGUGUGGGAAGGAAUCACUCCUGUCCGUCUAAACGGGACCAAAGACUCAAUGUUUGGAGUGGCAGUAGAGAACAUCGGAGACAUCAAUCAAGACUCAUAUAAAGAUAUUGCCAUUGGAGCUCCGCAUGCAGAUUCCGGGAUAGGAAAAGUCUACAUUUAUCACGGCUCCGCACAAGGAAUCAGAACCACUCAAGCACAGGUCCUUUCAGGGAAAGACCACAACAUUCGAUUAUUUGGAUAUUCUCUGGCAGGAAACAUGGACCUGGAUGGUAAUUCUUAUCCAGACUUGGCUGUAGGCUCUCUGUCAGAUUCAGCUUUAAUUUACAGGGCAAGGCCAGUCAUUAGCCUCAGCAGAGUUGUCAAAGUCUCUCCAAAUGAAAUAAGGCUGACAAAUAAAACCUGUGGUGACGGAGUUUGUUUCGCUGUGACUGCAUGCUUUUCCUACAAAGCUAAUCCUGCAUCUUACAACCCAAAGCUAACCAUUAACUAUUUUGUGGAGAUGGACAGAGCUCACGGGAGAGGACUGACCUCCAGGGUGAUGUUCCUGAACGAAUCCAGCUCUGAAUCUGAAUACCAGUUCAAUGGCACCUUAAACCUCAAGGAACAAAACCAGCAAAAGUGCAUCACCCAAACAGCCAGACUUAAGGAUAACAUCAAGGACAAGAUGCACAGCAUCCCCAUUGAGGUGUCUGCAGAAAUCAGUCCAAAACAAGGGAAGGCAAAAAAUGGCCUCCCUCCCCUCAUGCCCAUAUUAGACGCCACUCAACCGAGCAAAGGCAUCGCUGAGGUGAACUUUUUAAAAGAAGGAUGUGGAAGAGAUCAUAUUUGCCGGAGCAACCUGAAGAUGGAGUACAGUUUGUACUACAGACAACCGAACCAAGAUGUGUACCUCCCGUUAAACAAGAGCAAGAACAACAUCCCAGAGUUUAUUGUCAAUUACGAGAAGAAGGACUUGGCUGUGUCAGUGACAGUAAGCAACAUGAAUGGUGAUGAUGCUUAUGAGGCAAAGCUGGUGGGGAGUUUCCCAAAUACCCUGUCAUAUUCUGGAGUCCGCUCUGAUCAAACAACAAUGGAAAAGCCGGUCACCUGUCAUGUAAAUGUAAGCAGCUCUCAAGCAGACUGCGAGCUGGGAAAUCCUUUUAAGAGAAACUCAAAGGCUACCUUUAAAGUCAUCCUGAGUGCUACAAAUCUGACUCUUGACACCACUGAGAUAGAGAUUGAUCUACAGCUCAGUACGACUAGCGACCAAGACGCUAUCCAUGUGAAAGUAAAGUGUAAAGUGAUCAUUGAAUUGUCUUUGUCGGCCUCUGGGGAAGCCAAUCCUUCGCAGGUAUUUUUUGGAGGUGUUGUGAGAGGAGAAAGUGCAAUGAAGUCAGAAGAAGAAAUUGGAAGUUUGAUUAACUUUACUUUCACUAUUGACAACUCAUGGAAGCCCUUGAAACCUCCUUUUGGAGCCUCACUGCAUAUUCAUUGGCCCAAAGUUAAAAAAAAUGGGAAAUGGCUUCUGUACCUGGUGAGCAUCACUUCUCAAGGACCUGAGAAGAUCCACUGCUCUCCUGAAUCUGAGAUCAACCCUCUCAGUAUCACUCAGCAGUCCUCUGUGUCUCGGACAAAGCGGGAAAUUUUGAGAAAAGAGAGAGCAACCGGUGGGAAAAAUUCUCCGUCAGACAGAAGUAUUUUGUCCUGUGAAGACGGGAUGAAGGGAUGUGUGGUGCUCAAGUGCCCCCUGCAGGGACUUGAUGGUACAGUAGUCACACUAAGAUCCCGCCUGUGGAACUCAACCUUUAUUGAGGAGUAUGCCUCUCAUUCAGUUUUGCACUUGUCAGUAAAUGCCACACUUGUACUUAAUACUCAGAGGGAAAACGUCAUACUGGGAUCUCCACACAUGAUUGCGAGAGUUCAAGUGUUUCCUGACAGUGAAGUAGCAAAGAAUCAGGGAGUUCCCUGGUGGAUCAUCCUGGUGGCAGUUCUCAUAGGAGCCUUGAUUUUAGCUCUGCUGGUGUAUCUGCUCUGGAAGUGUGGAUUCUUCAAACGCUCCAAAGAAGAUGACAGCAUCCCUCGUUACCAUGCAGUGCGGAUAAGAAAGGAAACUCCUGAGUACAAAGAUGGAAAAAUGAUAUAUGAUCCUUUUGAAAAAAAGCAGUGGAUGACGACUUGGAUGGACGAUGAGAGUUACUCAUGAGCGUUUUCUACUCGGAUGUUUGACAAACGAGGGCGAGACUGAACUUUAUUUUUUGUUUAUUUCGUGAACAUGUUGCUCAGUGAUAUAUAUUUCUGUUAAAUACAGAUGAUGCUUUCCAGAAAUUAGUUGGGUUCAAAUUUUUACACUUUUUGCCAAUGAGCUAUUUUUUUUUAAGUGUUGUAUAUAUUUAAAUAUGUCUGCACAUGAUAUUUAUUUUAUCUUUUUUCAGAAAAAGUAACAUUAUGCAACCAAAGUUUUUUCUACUCAUGUCUGCAGCCGAAUAACAAAGGGGAAAGUUUACUGCUGUUUUUAAAGUUGUACUGUCUCACUGGAAGCCUGAGGUCUGUUCACAGAAGGUACAGCUGGUCACUGUAAUAUGAAUGUAAAUUAGAUUUUGUGUGGAUGUUAUAUAUGUCUACUUUCAGUAUUUUCCUCUUUGAAAUUACAUUUAGGUACACUGUCUUGUCUGAUUCUAAUGUGAGAACAGUUAAUUUGCCUCAUUUCUUACGGCUGAGGCGUUCAGGUAGCAUCCACUGUACUAUAGAGCCUCGUGUUUUGCUCUCUGUGAGGUAUUCAAAGGGAAGAUGGUGAAAAGCAACUGA